CACGCCUCUCCGUGGUGCCGGUGACGCGUCAGUCCGCUGUGAAAGAUGGCUGCGGUGGAGCGGGUUCAGGUCAGAGAAGGCUUCCGGAUAGUUGUCCUGUGCGUGUGCUGGUACACCGUCAGCUCGGGCGGCAACGUCAUCAACAAAAUCAUCCUCAAUGGGUUCCCCUACCCGGUCACGGUGUCUCUCUUUCAUAUAUUCUCCAUUGUCGUGUUCCUCCCGCCGUUGCUGCGGGCAUGGGGAGUCCCCAAAACAGAACUACCGAGAAGGUACUACUGGUGGACCAUUCUUCCUUUGGCUUUCGGGAAAUACUUUGCAUCGGUGUCGGCCCACUUCAGCAUAUGGAAGGUACCGGUUUCCUACGCGCACACCGUCAAAGCCACGAUGCCAAUAUGGGUUGUGCUCUUGUCAAGAAUCAUCAUGAGAGAGAAGCAGACUACCAAGGUGUACAUAUCUCUGAUCCCCAUCAUUGGCGGUGUGCUGCUGGCCACAGUGACAGAGCUGUCCUUCGACGUUUCGGGUCUCAUCAGUGCUCUGGCUGCCACGCUCUGCUUCUCCCUACAGAAUAUAUUCUCCAAAAAGGUGUUGCGUGACACUCGAAUCCACCACCUGCGGUUGCUCAACAUCUUGGGCUUCAAUGCAGUAAUAUUCAUGCUGCCCACCUGGGUGCUGGUGGACCUCUCUGUCUUUCUUGUCAACGACGAUCUGUGGGACAUGUCGGGGUGGACCAGAACUGUCGUUCUCCUGCUCAUCAGUGGCUUUUGCAACUUUGCUCAGAACGUCAUUGCCUUCAGCGUGCUUAAUCUGGUCAGCCCGCUCAGCUACGCCGUGGCAAACGCUACCAAGAGGAUUAUGGUUAUCAGCAUCUCACUGUUUAUGCUGCGUAACCCCGUGUCACUCACCAAUGUGAUGGGCAUGAUGACGGCCAUAGUCGGGGUCUUCCUCUACAACAAGGCCAAGUAUGAUGCUCACCAAGAGAAGAAACUGCUGCCGAGCAACAAACAGGACCUGAUGUCCUUUGACAACCCAGCAUUACAGAAGCUUCAGGCCAACGGGUCAGUGCCUUUCUCCCAUGGUUCAAAGCAGCAGCAGCAGCAGCAGCACAGUUGGAACAACGUGCUCACCGACCACUUCCAGUACAGUCGCCAGACCUACACGUCAAACUACAACAGCAACCACCAAUAUGUGGUGUAAAAGAAGAUAGACAUGAGUUUGUGUGUGUGUGCGCAUGUGUGUGUUUGUGUGGUACUCAACAUCCCAGCCGCACUGGUCUGCUCUAAACAUGAGACUCAGGCCCAGCGCAGACAGGAAGAGCAAGCUCUGUCAUGAAAGGGUCAGUGACCUCUCCCAUGCCCCUUAAUGUCCAAACCUCGCUGCGUGAUCCCGUCCAUCACACACAACGCUCAUUUCAUCUACAGAUGGUGAGUGAUGGAUACAACCUAUUGUUUUUUGUUUUUUUUGUUUUUUUUUACUUUCAAAGGGAGUGAUGUCAACUGCUCCUCACGCCGACAGUCUGUCAUGUUACAUCUGGUAACAAGCGGAACGCCUUAAUGUUUGGAUUUUAGGCUUGUACUAUUCUUCGCCAAGCUUGUGUCAUGGUGGCCGGGAGGGAUGAGCUGCUGGAAGCCUGGUUUAUAAAAGAAAAACACAAUCAGCCCACGUCAGCGCACACACACAGGAAGCAUUCAUAUCCCAUCAGACUUUGAAUUAGAAAAAGGUGUGAGACAAGUUCUGAUACGCGGAACAGUCAGUGACCACUACUAUUUUCUUACAGCGCUGAAAAUAAAUCAAAUACUGAAAGUUUACGGAACAAAAAUGUCCUUGUAAAAUAUCCAGUUUUUUAAAUUGUUCAAACUUUGUGUAGGAGGUGUAUGGAUC
Nerophis lumbriciformis (worm pipefish) is the source of this 1878-nucleotide messenger RNA. It is a transcript of the gene slc35e1, whose product is annotated as solute carrier family 35 member E1. NCBI's taxonomy places the organism in Eukaryota, Metazoa, Chordata, Actinopteri, Syngnathiformes, Syngnathidae. The record is from RefSeq and is a predicted model, not a curated record.